Molecule: messenger RNA, 7789 nt
Organism: Paramuricea clavata
Lineage: Eukaryota; Metazoa; Cnidaria; Anthozoa; Malacalcyonacea; Plexauridae
Source: the annotation of a GenBank genome assembly
UUACGAUAUUUUACGAAUUUACACGAAGACGAGAAAUCUCUUGUUGAGCUCUUCAGGUAAUUGUAGAUUUCAUGUACGCAAGGAGUUUAGCAAUACGUUAAAACGAUUAAAACGUUUGAGAAAAACCAUGCACUGAAGCGGAAUAAUUGCGGAAUUUUCGGCUGGGGAGACUGCACCCAUGCUGAGCUGUCUAUAGAAUCGCUAGUAGGCCUAACGCAAUUGAUUUGACUUCAAAUAACAUGAAAAGUGCAUUUCAUGCCUAAAUCAUCAAUAAAAUUAAACCAUCAUUAAUGGAUAAUAGAUAAAUUAUUAACACAUAAGAUAAAAGAAAGUGUAAAUUUGGACGUUUGGAGGGAAGCAACAAACUUCGCUCGAAACGUUCAAGUAUUUUUAUACUUUUCGGGGAUUAGUCAGACCUUCAAUCAAUUUCAUGAAAAUACCAAGGUUUUAUAUUCGGGUUUUAACUACAGUGUGCAGCUUUUUUGUUAUAGUUUCAUCUUUGCCUAUAAAUAUAGAAUUUAAGUUUAUUUAAGUUAAGAAUUGGCGAAUCAGUAUAGAAUUUGAUCUGCAAUAUCGAAUUUGUGCCAGCUAGAUAUACGCCCGUAUUCUAAAAGUUCACUCACACUCAAUGAGUGGAACGGUUCAAUCUGAGCUUCUCUCGAGUGUCAUUAAUGCUGUUUUUGAAUAGCUGGGGGGGCUAGUGUCAUACCUUACUAUGUGACUACUCACUCUCCAGCUAUUCAAACACAGCAUUGAUACUCAAGAGAAGCUCAGAUUGAACCUCCACUCAUUGAGAGUGAGUGUGAGUGAGCUUUUAGAAUACGGGCGUUAGAUUCAAUAAAAAUUAUCAUACAUGUUAUAUGAUUGAUUGACAUGUUGGCACUGCACUGAUUAUACCAGAAAGAAUAAAUCGUUCUUGACUUUGAAGAAGGCCUCGAUCGUCGCUUAGAGUCUAUUCAUUUACAGUGUAAGUUAUUUAUAGUCUGGUGCUAUUUUGUAGAUUUUAACGUAUGUAUAUGUAUAGUACGCUCUUGUAUAUAAAUUAUGAGCAACAUCAUACCCCGUUCACAUACUGUAGGUAUACGAGUUUACAACAAAUGGGUUGAAGUAUAUUCUGGCAUUUCACUUUCAGAUUAAAAAUUGUUGAGUGUUGUGUGGUAGUUUAGGUAGCAAAUAAUACACUUUGCUGGCGUCUGUGUAUGAUGAAACUGCCUGAAAAAUAGAGGAACUUCGACGUUUCGAGCGAAGGAAAAAGUUGUGGCUACUAACUUCAAGACGAAGCGCCUUUGUUCGAAACAUCGUUCUAUUUCGAUCUGUCAGGUUAAUAUUAAAUCACAGAUGUCACAGAUGUCACCAUGAAUGUUCGCUAAAUAAACCGGCACCCAACAUUCAAGAAUAUGAAAGUAAAGGAUUGCACCCAAACUGUAUAGCUUUAAUAUAUAUUUAGCAAUCUUCAUUGCACAGUUAAAAGCAACCAUGGCAGCCAUGCAUGCCGCCAUGCCCGUCACGCAGUAAAUAUUGCUAUUGAGAGUAACUUAACUGCCCUACAUGAGUUAAUAAUCGUUUCGUAUAGCUUUGGCAUGCACUGAGGAAUCAGUUUUUUACAAUCUUAUAAAAGAAAAUCAGUUGCUUUCGAGUUACAGGGCGUUAGUUGCUUCGCAAUAUAGUGGCCGACCUGUUGUACUCGUAAUUAUCAUGGCGGUCUGCGGACAUUUUUGCCAAAUACAAAAUUAGAGACACAACCAUUUAUGAUAGGUUCGUAAAUCAGGUGUCAGAGAACAAGACUAUUGAAUUCAAAAACAAUUUAACUUUACGAAUGGCGAGUUAUGGCGGAUAUAUUUUACAGCAAAUCACAGCAUGCUUCGAGAAUAACAUUAAAGAUAUUCUUCAAUGCAAAAUAACGGGUUUACUUGCCACACAGGAAAGUGGACAGCUACAAGUUAUGUUCUCAUUUUGUGGAUAAGAUAUUUGGGAUUAAAAAUACUUCAUUUACAGGCAGAAACCGUUGUGAAAGCAUUUGAAAUAUGAAAUAUUGAGUUGUGAAGUAUUGGGUUGUGAUAACCGGUCCCAGGCCUUUUGCUCGGCUGGCUUUGACAAGGGAAACUAAGAUGCCAUUAUUUUGUAUGUGACGUCAUACUUACCAAAUGCCAGUCCAAAAUUACCAAACCUGCCAAAAAGCCAGAGGAGUAAAGGGCCUGGGUUGUGGACUGGCGGAUGUGGAAUAGCGGAAAGGCGGUAACGGAUGCAGAAUGGCGAUCACAGAUAGGUUUUUUAUCGUGUAAAAAUGUUUUGUACAUAGUAAUGGUAGUACAUUUCACCCUAACGUUUAUACAUAUUGUGUUCACAGUGUAGAUUUUGGCGUAGCCUGCGUGGCAGGCCAUUGAAUAUUGGCAUGCAAUUGCAACAAUGUCAAGGAAAUUUGGUAUUUCGGGGCCGUGAGCGGACUCAAAAAUCCUAUUGGCUAAAAUAAUAAUAUAUGCCAAAAUACGCAUAAAUUAUAUAGAACCGUCUGUGGCGCAAUGUUUAUACGCUUUCAAUAAAAGCGUAUGUUUUUUUAAGGAGCACUGUGAAUUUGGCUUUUAAACUAAAAACAGAACAGCUGCAAAUCGUUGAGAUGUUUUGGCUGGUUUUCUCAUUGGAUAUCUGCCUUGACAAGUCGAAGAGCAUGGAUACAAACCCAUGCACGCGCGUGUUGGUAUUUCUUUAAAUAAUACAGUAGCUAUACCCGAUCAAUUUGAAAUACUAUUGACAAAUUAUGUAUCCUAUUAAAGUUUGGAAUACAUGUUGCUUUAUGUAUUUAUGAAACUUACUACUCGAUCUACAAAUUACGUUGCUUUUAUGUUAUUAUGAGCUUUACAGCAGACUACAAACUAUACAGUGCAAUUUCAGUAGCUUGUAUUGUGAUAUAUUUUCAGAGUUAAUUGUAAACGUUUAUACUGUUCAGCCGUUGCAAUUUUGAAACAUAUAGAUUUGUCCUGACUUACAUAAACUUCAGCUUUGAUUUUCUCGACUUUGACAACGUUUAUUUUUUAAAUUACUUCGCCAAUGAACUCAUAAGAUGAGUCGUUGUUUAAGCACGUUAAAACAUUCACAUCCGAUCUUUAUCUGAUAUACAAACUCUCGCCUUCGGCUCGAGUUCGUAAAUCAGAUAAAGAUUGGCUGCUCAUGUUUUAACUAGUACGUAACGGUUGAGUAACGGUAUUUGAACUGUUUAUCAAGUCAAAAUGUUUUGUUGUAGUGAAUUGUAUCACAUACAAAUGUACCAAACCGACAUCGCCGGUGUAAACUCUGUUUUAUUUAUUCCAAAAGUAAUUUAAACUGUUAAUUUUUUAAAAGUUUGAAUUCUCGAGCUACUCUAUGAAUUCUCGAGCUACUCUUUAGUUAUUACUCACACUGCACACACACACAAAUUUCAGAGAUAUGAUUGGUUGGAUUGGAAAUAAAUUAUCAUAGUAAUUAGUGGGCGGUGAUCAAAUUUCCUUGAGAUUGUUGCAGGCUCUCAUUUACCCAUUGAGCCUGCCACGCAGGCUAAUUUUGGCGAACAUCGUAUAUCAACCUAAAUAUUUAAAUAUAAGAAUGUAUGUUUUAAAGUAUUCCAAAAAAAGAAAACUGAUAUCAGAAAAACAAGCCCAACUAAACAUGCUUGUACAAAGGUCCAUUGUUAGUAAACUUAUAGUUGUCUUUGAAUAUAUACAGGUGUCCCCAAAAAUGCCGAAUAGCUGUGCUCUCCAAUUCUCACACAGCUAAUUAUUAGUAGGGAUCGAAAAUUCAACUUAAAGAACCAAUAUGUUAUGGGUGUUUAAAGUAAGGGACCAUCGAAACUUUUCACACUUAACACAACUGAUGCAUGAUUUCAAUGGUCCAUUGGGUAAUCGUGAAUCAGAUUUUUUAAACAGCGAUACAUUGGUAUACUGCACCAAUGUUAAUAAUCUUAAUGUCAAAAUUAAUAUCUUAGAUUGUAUUUUCGAUCCUCACUAAUAAUUAACUGUGUAAAAAUCUGGAACAUAGCUAUUGCAUUUUUUUGGGAUACUCCUGAAUAGCAAUGGCAAAAAUCAAACAAAGGCGUGUCAGGUCAUUAAUUCUCUUCUAUACAACUUAAGAAUAUUUGCUUAAAACGUUCAUUUCCUGUGUUUUUGUAUAUUAUUAGGCUGGAGUGAUCAAAAUGCCUGCCGAUGAUAACACAGAAGCUCAUAAUGAAGUGCCUGAACCACAGGAAACCGCUCAGCAUGGCCAGCUGCAAGACGCAGCAAGACGCAAUCAAGGUAAAUACUAUUAGUUCUUGUCUAGGAAGCAUUAGUUUCACAAUUUAAUAUUCCAUUGUGUAAGACCAAAACAGGGCAAAGACCUUUUCCUAUUGUCCACAUUUGGAAUAACUUGCCGUCCUUUAUAAAGUCAAGCGAAUGUCUAGGUACAAGUAGUUUUAAAAGUAAAUUAUAAGGUCGCAUCUCCUAAGUGAAUAUUUGACAGCUAGUUGAAUUGGAACACCAACAUGGCGGCUCUGACGUCAUGUGAAAACGCUCGAGUGUAUCUAAAAGUCGAGGGUCGAGAGUAAAGGUCGAGAGUCGAGAGUAAAAGUCGGGAGUGGAGAGUAAAAGUCGAGAGUCGAGAGUAAAAGUCGAGAGUCGAGAGUAAAAAGUCGAGAGUCGAGAGUAAAAAGUUGAGAGUCGAGAGUAAAAAGUCGAGAGUCGGCAAAUGUCAUCAGAAACAACAAAGUCAAAAUAUUUUUAUUUUUUAACCACGUUUAACACAAUCUAUAAACAUAUAUAUAUAUAGCUUUACAUGGCCAUUCCGUAACAAGUACCAACGGCUGAAAUACAAACUUUCCAAUAAACAUUGCUACAACAGUCAAUAAUCAGUGGCGGAAAUUCACUUUUCCGGUGGGGGGAGGGGGGUGGGGCAAAGCCUCCUAAAUUUCAGACAAAACUUUGAAAUUUACGACGUCCCCCCACCCCCAUUUGCACUCCAAAAGACUGUUUUUAGCCCUCUUUUAGAUCUAAAAUUCGUCAAUUUUCCGGAAGGUUGGGGGGGGGGGCGCCCCACCACGAUUUCCGCCACUGUCAAUAAUAAUAGCGUGAUAACAAAAACAAAAAAGUUUGGAUAAGAAAAUAAUAAUAUCGCAUUUGAUGCCUCAAUCUUGCUAAAUGUUUUCACAUGUCAUUUCAUUCUAACUGACAUGCACAUAAACUUCGCUGAAUUUUGACAGCCAUCUCCAGGCUUGUAACUAAAAUGUCACUUAUUCAUUAACGUACGUUUAUAGCAAACGAGAGCGUAUUAAGAAAUCCACGUUGAUCACAAUCUAACGAUUCAUACAAUUGUGAAUUCAUAAAUACGAGCCAGUAAAAAUAGGAUUCUUUUGUCGUAUGUGCGACUCUAUCGGGUGGUAAUAUGUCUCGCACGUGAUUGUAAAGUCCUAGUAUUUAUAUGUAGCUUCACAUAUGAGUAAUUUUUCGCGGAAAUAGGUGCAUGCAAAAGUGGGAAGGAUGGACAGUAAUAUAUAAGGAAGCGAUAAAACUAGCUAUUAGAUAAUAAUUAUUAUUAUUGAAUGUUGUGGCUAAAUUUUUGCGAAAGUUUUUGUUUUAUAUUAUACUGGAUUAUUCCUUUGAUUGUAUAUGCCUCUUGUUUACUUUAAUUUCGAGAAUUUGACUAUACUAAAUUAUGUUUCGCAAAUAUUGUUUGCUUUAAUUAUGUUCCGAUACACAGGAAAUGAAAUUAGUGCAGCCGUCAUAGGCGUACGGGCGGGAAGAAAUUUACCCGAUCGACUUGUACCCACUGAAUAAAAUUUUCCGUGUAACUAAAUUUCCAAAAUUGUCUUUGGGAAGUAGAUAAAAAUAUUUUCCUAUUUGUCGAUUCCUCGUUACUUUUACAUAUUUCUGGUAUUUUCAAAUACCAUAUUGCAUGUACUGUCUUCUUUUUAAAUUUAUUUCCCCCAAUUUUUGCCCGAAUUUAUACGUUUAUAAUUUGCAUGACUUAAUUUAUUUUGACUGGGGGGCGGGACUGCCCCCCCCCCCUCGCCCGUACAGCUAUAAUCAGCCGUUGUUACGAGUCGUUUUCUUUCUUUUGGUGGAUGUGAGCGGGUGGAUGAGUUGUGAAUGUUUAGAUGAAGGUACAUGUACUCAGAACAUUCAUUACUCAUCUGCUCGUUCGCAUGCAUCGGGGGAAGAGUGUCGCGCCUGGAAUCGCAGCGGAGGUUGCAGAUGUAAACGGUGUUACAUUAUAUAGCCUUAUUUAUGCACUGUUACGCACUUAUGUUAUUGUAUAUAUACUUGUUAUACACUGAUCACCGAUUGAUACCAGCCAAUAUAUGUAAUUGACUGAACGGUCUUUUUUAUCAGUAUAAAUAAAGAUUUUAUUAUUAUUAUUAUUAUUAUUAUCGGUUAUAUAUUGUGUUAAAAGUAUUUUGACUUUGUUGUUUCUGAUGACAUUUGCCGACUCUCGACUUUUUACUCUCGACUUUUUACUCUCGACUCUCGACUUUUACUCUCGACUCUCGACUUUUACUCUCGACUCUCGACUCUCGACCUUUACUCUUGACUCUCGACCCUCGACUUUUAGAUACACUCAAAACGCUCUAUUAGGAUUAAAUUUAUUAUCCAGUAUAACUAUUUAAUCUUGAAUGUAAAAUUGUCGACAAUUAAGUAUUGUAUUGUAUUUCAAACUACCGUAUACUCUUGCUGUUUCAGGAUGGCAUACCACCCAAGCCACAGUACCGCAGGGAGAUGCUCGGAGGUCUCGGAGUGUGCGAAGAACCCAUUCGGCAAUUAUUAUGCAAAUGCCAAGAAGACCGCGUAGACCUACUCAAGAAAGCAUAGAAGGCUUAUCGCGCAGCAGAGCUGCAUCGUACGAGGGUUCCUACAGGAAUGUGCGAACAAGCGUUGACCAGACUCGUCAUUCGGCGAUCAUUGUGCUAACAGAAAGAACUCAAAGAAGGCCACCAGAACGAAGUGCUAUGGGUCAGGUGUACGCUCCAAGACAGCGCAGACCUAUAGAAGAAAGCGCAGAAGGCUUAUCACAUAGCAGAGAUGGAUCGCAGGAAGGUGCCUACAGGAGUGUGCGAGCACGUGUUAACCACACUCUACAUUCGGCAAACCUUUUGCUAAAGGCGAGCGGCACGCUCUAAGGCAAUCCACGCCAACGUAACACAACGCGGCAGUCGCACCAAACAGCAGAAUGGCCCGACCACUGGAUAAUGCGAAUCAAGACUUGUAGCACAACUAUGUGUUACAGCUAUUUAUAAUAUAGCAUUUAUAUAUUCUGAACGAUGAUUCGCUAAGAGCCAUGUCGAUAUAACUCAAUGUCAACACGGAAAAUUUCUUUUUUUAUAUUUCUUCGUGCUAUACUGUAUUAUAAAAAACAACAUUUUUUCCGUAUGGAUAUACAGUUAUUGGAAAUUGGGAAAACUCGAAAUUGUGUGAAAACACCCCGCCCUCCGGGCGUCGUGUUUCCAAACAAUUUCUCGUUUUCCCAACUUUCCACUCGUGUUGAUAUACUGUAUAUCAAUUAACACGGAAAAUGUUUUAUAUUUGUUAAGUGUUACAUUUCUCCAGCUGCAUUUUCCCUCUUACUAAUGGUUUUCUUAAUAUUGUUGUGUUACUUACCUGUUGAUCGUAGCGACUCAAAGAUUAAUAACUAAAAGAUUACUGAAUCACUCAAGCCCAUGAUGCUUUGCGCCUGCUUGUCCGAUCUCCAUUGUCAGUACCACUUUUGUAAUUGGUGUGGUAAAGUAAAAUGAAAUAAAAAAGAAAAAGUUCUUUGUAGGUUUGCAUACCAGUAAUAAAUGUUUUAGCUUGUG